This is a messenger RNA of Balearica regulorum gibbericeps (East African grey crowned-crane), 1209 nucleotides long. The record is from RefSeq and is a predicted model, not a curated record. NCBI's taxonomy places the organism in Eukaryota, Metazoa, Chordata, Aves, Gruiformes, Gruidae.
GGAAACUGAACGCUGAAAGAAAGUUAAAAUAACUGAGGCACCACUAAGCCAAGGGGGGCUGAUUGCAGAAGAGGGUAAACAAUUACUGAGACGCUAGAAGACCACUGCUGGAUGUAAGGGGAGGAAAUGGCUUUGAUCUCCGCCUGGCCCCUCGUUUCUCCUAUAUUAUUCCUUUUGAGAUGCUUCUCCUCCAGCACAGCCUCGAGUGAGGGAGGCGUUUUUCAGUUUGACAUUGAAGGUAGCUCAGCGGUCAGCGCGCAAGAAGCCACUGUUAUCAGAGGGCAGCAGCAGGCAGUAGCUACUGGAAGUUGGGUGCCUUUUGCUGAGGAAUGCCAAGAAGGAUUUUACCGUACCAGCUCGGGAAAAUGCUCUCCUUGCAACUGUAAUGGUAAUGCAAACAGAUGCCUUGAUGGAUCUGGAAUCUGUGUGGACUGCCAGAGAAACACAACAGGACAGCACUGCGAGCAAUGUCCAGAUGGCUUCAUUGGUGACGUUGUCAGAGGAGUGCCCACGUUCUGCCAGCCCUGUCCCUGCCCCCUGCCAGCACUUGCCAACUUUGCAGUCUCCUGUUACAGAAAAAGUGGAAGCGUGCGUUGUGUCUGUAAGGAAAACUAUGCAGGACCCAACUGUGAAAGGUGUGCCCCCGGUUACUACGGGAACCCUUUGCUAAUUGGAAGCACUUGUAAAAAAUGCGACUGCAGCGGCAACUCAGACCCAAACCUGAUUUUUGAAGACUGCGAUGAAGUGACUGGCCAGUGCCGCAACUGCCUGCGCAACACCACCGGGUUCAAGUGCGAACGAUGCGCUCCGGGUUACUAUGGGGAUGCCAGAUUCGCUAAAAACUGUACAGAAUGUAACUGUGGAGGGAGAAUGUGUGACAGCCAGACUGGAGAAUGCCUCGCAGACAGUCCUGAAGUUUCUACUGGCACAGACUGCCCAACCAUCAGCUGCGAUAAAUGUAUUUGGGAUUUGACAGAUGACAUCCGAUUAGCAGUUCUGGCUAUCGAUGAAAGCAAAUCGACUUUACUGAGCAUUUCUACAGGUGUUGCAGCUCAAAAGCGCUUGAAUGACCUGAACCUCACUACCACCCAUCUCCAGGCAGCAAUGUCCAAGAAAAAGAACCAUGCUGUGCUUUGGACCAUCGAGGUUGAUGAUACUGCAGAUGAAAUGAAUGACCUCCUAAGAGAGGCGGCAACACUUGAUGAACAG